Pomacea canaliculata is the source of this 3294-nucleotide messenger RNA. Its product is annotated as proteoglycan 4-like. NCBI's taxonomy places the organism in Eukaryota, Metazoa, Mollusca, Gastropoda, Architaenioglossa, Ampullariidae. The record is from RefSeq and is a predicted model, not a curated record. Bases 288 to 2453 code for a protein of 721 amino acids. The transcript is spliced from 7 exons.
UAGUCGAGUGUGUGUAUGAGGAUGGGUGGGGACUGUACCGUCGAGUGCAUUCCGCGCCGGGUGCAAGCGAAGUAUCGGGUACGUCACGUGGUGCAACAAAUCAGAGAAGGCACCAGCACUCAUUCAAUGUGUGUUGUUGGACGUGGAUGUCACACACUCCAGCUCGCUGAACGCGUAAGCACAAGGUGACGAGCAAGGCUCACCUCCGAAAAUACCAACAGCAGCAAUAAAACAAACCUCUCAAGGAAGACAGUGAUAGUGAAGACAUAAAUAAAGACGAUAAAAGCAUGGCGGAGUUUGUGUUCCGGAGGGAGGAGGAGUGGACGGCCAAAGACCUCUACGACACCUGGCGCACCUCUCUUCCUGUGCUUGUCAUCGUCAACAAGGGUUUCUACGGCAACAGGGAGGAGUUGUCCUUUUGCACAGGACAGGUGCUGUUGCUGCACAAAACCGACGUGCAGGAGCGCGCCCUGGUGUACGACAGGCAGGGCAAGACCUUCAGCAUCCCCCUCGACUACAGCCACUACUUCGCCGCUAACGACUCACAAGAGGAAAUGACCUUGCGGGAUAUUAUCGUAAAACACGGUGUGCCUGUGAGGAUUCGGUUCGCGGAGUCCGGAGUUCAUACCAAAGAGAACAAGUCCCUGUGUGACACCUUGAACGUGGUAGCUGUUCUUCAGGAACCUUUCUUCUUGGCCAACACGGUCAAUCAAGGGAGGCUGUUGGAAUCGGUGAUUACCGUGCCGUUGUACCUAAAGGAAGUGACGUUUUGCCGAAUAACGGAUCUAGUGGACAAAACUCGUUUCACUAGCCUCCAGGACUUCAUGGCUUCCAUAACUGAGCAACUUUGUCAAGUUGAUUUCACUGCGGAGUACGGUGACAAAGAGAUGGUAAAACUUUCAGACAAAACCGUGACUCCAUCAGCCAACAUUUAUCCAGACAUCGAGACCAACGUCUACAUUAACAUCAAACAAACAGGGUAUCGUCAACCUCCUCCACCAAGACCCAAAAGCACAUCAGUGAUACCUGAGAGCAAAGCAGGGAAACCAAAGCCUCAUCUACCUGAAGGGCAGAAGGAGGCACUGUACAUCAACAUCAACCGUGACCAGGUGCCACACGCAAACAAACUCCCUCCUAGCACACUGCGCCGUCCUCCGCCCCGUCCUUCUUCCACUGUUGCAGUGGAUGAACACCUGGACUCUUCUACCACUGCACCUGAGGAGCAGAAGGAACAACUGUACAUCAACAUCAGCCGUGACCAGAUGUCACCAACAAGCAAACUCCCUCCUAGCACACCGCGCCGUCCUCCGCCCCCUGUUCCGGUUGAUGAACACCUGGACUCUUCUAGCGCUGCGCCGUCAAACGCUGAGCAACAAGGCGUCAAAUACGACUCCAGUAUCUACGAGAUUUCAGAGCCUGCGAGCGGCCAGACACGCGUAUCGCUGGUUGAAGAGAGAAAGAAGGUCGUGCACAAACUUCCCACAAAACAGCCACCCAUCGUGAAGUCUGAGCUUGACAAAGCUUUAGCAAAAAGACGAGAUCGCGCUCGGAUUGGAGACGCAGGGUCCGUUCCCAAAACAGAGGCUGAGGCUUUUAAAUGUAAAAAGGCUUCGGAAAUUCCCUCAGUCGCUCCACCAGGGGUUGUGUCUCUGUCUAUGAGAUCAGUUGGCGACGAGUCACCAGUUCCUGUGGUAUCUGCUCCGCCAGGCUCAGCGGAUGGCAAAGAAAGUAUUCCAGAUGAAAAAAGAUCCAAGACUUCAACAGAGAAAACAGCCAUUACCGCCCCCAAGCCAUCAGAAGCAGCACCUCCUGUGCUCAAUAGUAGCAUGAAGCCCCUUGCCAUGACACCGUUGAAGACGGACGUUAUGGCGGAUUCCAAAGAGAAACGAAAGAUUCCCAAAUUAUUCGGAAAGUCUGAAUCGGAGGAAGGCAACGACAAACCCAAAGUCUUGCCGAAGCCGAAGAUAGGUCCGCUGUCGUUCGAGCCUGUUCAAAUGGAAGCUACGUCGGCAGCGAGCGAAAGUACGUAUGUCAACCAGCAGCAGAUGGCCCUGAUCAGGCCCACCAUCAGUUCAAAAAUAACCGAGACAGACACCUCUAGCCCCAAUGGCCUCGAGCCCAAACCCCCUGUGACAUCACAAGCUACCAACGCGAGCGGUGGAGCGCCGUCAGUGGAGAAGUCGGGUGCAUCACAGUCCAACUGUCUAAGAGAGACCAACGCCGACGAAAAACCUUGGCCUCUGACUCUGAAACAGAUGACCAUAGCUCAGGUCACAGAUGUUCUGUCGAAACUAAAGUUGGAGAAGUAUGUGGCGAAAUUCCAAGAGGAAAUGGUCGAUGGCAGUGUAUUAAGCCGGCUGAAUGAUAAUGCUCUUACCACAGACUUCGAAAUGCGCCUCGUGGAAGUGGCUCGCUUGCGGUCCUUUGUAGAGACAGGGAGGAUACCGAUGUAGUCUUGGCUUUGUAGAGACAAGAAAAGUACCGAUGUAGACUAGGUUUUGCAGAGACAGACAAGAUAGAGAUGUAGUCUUGACUUUGCUAGAGACUGAAAGUCAUCUGAGUUUAAUGUUAUUAGAGAUUGCUGAUAUACAAAAAGCUAGAUCAAAUCUUCCUCACAGAAACCUGUCAGGUGUCACUUUUUGCAUUUUUGGUGUUUAUACAACCUAAACGGUUUCUCUGGGUGGCUCGUGAAAAAGAUUUGUUCAAAGAAACUACAGGACAUUUGGAGCUAUGUGAUGUAAUGAACACUGGCAGACUCAGACAAUUAUGUCAUCUUUCCUAUGAAUCUUGGGGCAUUUACAAGCAGUUUGUAAUUAUCAUCAACUCAUCGUACCGAAUAUGUACAUCUGUAAUGGAGCUCUUCACUCUAAACUCCACAUUUGAUACUGAUCUUGCUAUGAUGGUGAUAUCUAAUCAGCUGUUGGAGAGUGAUGUCCUUUUGCCUAACCGACUGGUCUGUCGUUUUGUCUCGUCUGUGGAUCUACGUCGAGUUUUGGUUUCUCCUACUCAUCUGUGAUGUUUGUUGUGCAGUUCGCCUCUGUUAUUUGAUGUUCUUCAGUGUUUGUGCUGCCUCAUUUCUUACAACAGACAUUUUCCAGUAACGGUUUCUGUCUCCCUUUCUUCCAUCUUGCUUUGGAUUUUUGAUUUACCGGAUUUUGUGCUUUCUUUACUGACACUUGUAGUUGUUCUAGCAUUGUAGACAUUGUGGACUAGUGUGGAUCAUGACGCUUUCCAUUUACUAUUUACGAACCACGUACGUUGCUUCAUGUUGUGUAGAUUAGAUUCUGGAUCUAU